GCAGACGUACCCACAUCGGCGCGUCUGUUGUGUCGUCUGUUAGCUGCUAGCUUGUUACGAUAAGUCUCUCCACUGAAAGGAGUUCGCUGGUUUAUUGUGUGAUGGUUCGCUAAAAAAUACAACAAAAAUGGCGCUUUCGAUGGAAACGCAGCUGCAGAGCAUCUUUGAGGAUGUUGUGGUAAUUUAAAUCUUACUGUUUGCGUUAAACUCCAACAUUAGUCAGCAGUUCAGACUACAUAAUAAGCUGUAUUUAAUGUUCAGGGUGUUAUACUGUUAAAUAGUCCAAACUGAAAUACAUUUGCUACCAAACCUUUCAUUAUGUUAAUGCUGUAAAGCCGUCAUUGGGUUCGAUUUAAUGAAUUAAUAGCUCUUGAUACGAAUAAUUACAAAUAAAGUAAACCAUAUCUGAGAGCCCAGGUUCACAUUUUUUGUUCCACAAUAAAAUAUUUUAUUUACGAAGGGCUUUCGUUUACAAACCAAGUGCUUCUUUAUUUUGCUACAAUAACAAUGUUAUUAUAGCAGAAUUAUCCUUGUCAAUUGAUUCAAACAGACAGAUUUUUUAGUGGGAUAUCACAAGAAAAACAUGGACUGAUAGAACAACAGACAGAUACAAAGGAAUUAUUCAUUUCAUCCCAUUAAAUCUCAUUUUACAUUUGUUUCUCUCCUCUUACCACAGAAAACUGAGAUGAUUGAAGAGGCUUUUGCAGGGUAAGGCAUCUUGCAUUAUGUUCAUGCCAGCCCUGAUAUUGUUUGUUUACAUUUUUUUCCAUUGCAAACACGUUUUUCAAAACUGCACACACAAAUAACUAAACCCUGGCAUCCCUUUUCAAAACAACUCUUUGCUAUUACAUCUCUUAACAUGUUCACAAAAUGGAACUCAGCCAUAUUUUCACUUGACACACACACACACACACACACACACACACACACACACACAUACCAUUCAUUGAAUAAACACAACUAAGCUUUUGGCUGAACACCACCAAGCAUGUACAGAACACUGAAGAGCAAAAUUGAAAACACAAUUAUAGAAAUGAAACACAAAAUGAAUGAAUGAUAAAUUAUCUCUGGUAAAUGAACUAGUUCCUUUUUUGUAAAAUGACCCAGUGUAUGCCCACUUCUCUUAUAGACAAACAUAAAACAGCACACACAUUUUCAGACAAAACAUUUUACUGUAGGUUUAAACAAAUCUCAUUGGAGACUCGGAUUCUCCUUCUUUCUCUUGCUUCUCCUUGUUGUCCUCCUCCUUCACCUUCUUGUCCUCCUCCUCUUCCUCCUCUGCCUACUCCCUGUCCUCCUCCUCCUCUCAUUCUUACCCCUCUCCUUCUCUUACUGUUGCCUCUAUGUUCUCCAUUGCUCAUCAAACAAAACAGAGGGUCAAGCCUUCUUUUUUUGCUUCAGUCUAAUAUUGCAAAUUGCUCGCAAGACCCGAAAGUUUAGAGAUUUGAAUAUUUGUGUGUUGUGGAUUGAUGCUUUGAGAUUUUAUGUGAGAAGUGUGUGUAAAAAAAUUGUGUGUUGUGUUUUGACAACAAGGUGAUGUGAAAUUGACAUCAGAGUGUAAAGAAGGAAAGUCAGAAUCUAAUGUGAUAAGAAAAUCUAAAGUAGUAACAAAUUGAGUCAAACGGUUGUGAAAAUUUUGCUUAAUUUUUGCUUUUUGUGUUUUAGCAAUCGAAAAAAAAUGUAUUAGGUCUGAUAGUUGGACAGCAGAUACGAGUCUGUAAUGUUAAUGCCUAUUGCAUUCUGUGACUCAGUUUCAAUGAUAAUAGGACAUAAAUAAAAUAAUAAAGGCUUAAAUAUCAUCCGUGUUCGAUCUCAGGAUGUUUAUGGACACACCGGAAGAUGAGAAGACUAAACUGAUCAGCUGUCUUGGAGCCUUCAGUCACUAUUUGGGAACACUACCACAGGUUAGUGUACAAAUAGAAACUGAAUGCACACACCGGUUUUUGACAUAAACGAUUGUGUGUAUGUUUCGUAACAUCUGUGAAUUUCUGCAGGAGUCUCAUGAACAGUGUGUGCAGUGGGUGGUGCGGUUCAUACACAGCCAGCACAGUCCCAAGAGGAUUUCCUUUCUGUAUGAUUGUCUUGCAAUGGCUGUGGAGACCAGUCUGUUAACACCCAGGUAUGAAAACUCUCUUGGUUUGCAGUAUAACAAAGAUAUAAAGACAAACACGACACAUUGAUGUAUGUGGUUAACACCUUUAUCUCGUGUGUCUCUUUUUGCUUAAAGGAUGGUAUGUGUCGCUCUAAUAAGCUCAGACACCUUGGAGUGGGAGAGGACACAGUUGUGGGCGUUGACGUUCAAACUUAUUCGCAAGAUCAUUGGAGGGGUGGACUACAAGGUCACACAUACGCACUAGCUUAUUCAUAAAACAAUGGUUGAUUUCUUCAUGUCUUAAUCCAUGCCGCUUCUACCGACAAGAGAUUAAAUUAAUAUUCUUUUUUUUUUAAUUCAUGGAGAAUCUUUUGCUGAAAUCUCAACAUGUUUUGAGUCCAUAUGAAAGUACUCGCAUGUUAUCCAAAAUUUCCAGUGUUUUAAUUUCUCUUGUAAAGAGACUGUCUUUGAAGUGAAAAUAGUCUUUCCUUGUGGAUGUUUUCAUGUAAAGGGUAUGUGUGUGUCUGUGUGUGUGUUUUUAAGGGUGUUCGAGACCUGCUAAAAGCUGUACUGGAUAAAAUUCAAACCAUUCCUACCACAGUCAGCUCAGCAAUCGUCCAACAACUUCUGGCGGCGAGAGAGGUAUUUUACAGUCUUGCUUAUAAGCGCAGUUAUUUGUUGUUUUAUGGAGUAGUUAUUUAUUAGAUUUGGAAAAUGUAUUACUAUAAUUUUGCUUUUUAAUCGCAUCCCAGGUGGUUGAAUACAUCCUGGACAGAAAUGCGUGCCUCCUGCCGGCUUAUUUUGCCAUCAAUGAAAUCAGAAAGCUGUAUCCAGAAGGCCAGCUGUCACACUGGGUAAGUGUUGGUUUGGUUCAUGUUUGGAAAGUUCAGCUUCAUGCAGCUCAUAAAGAACUCUUCUCUCUUUUUUAUCCAUAGCUUCUCGGGAGUUUGAUAUCAGACUUUGUGGACAGUUUUAGACCGACAGCCAGAAUCAACUCUAUCUGUGGUAAGAGACUCAUGAACACACCCACAAUUCCUCAAGAUGAGCAGAAAAUUCCCCAAACCUGACAUGUAGAGCGGAACUGGGAAAAUCCCCACCAUCUCUCCUCAUUAUCAAAAAAGUGAUUUGAUUCAUGAAUCCUGAGAAAGCUCUUUUCUGUGCAGUAUUAAUAUUUUUGAAGCCUUUUAAGGCCCCACACUCCUAGAGCAUAGUUAAACAUCGGGGACAAGACUUCCUCUUCCCACGUUAUACAUUAUAAAUUCAUCAAGAGAGAAACCUGGACAUUUACAUGCCUCCACAUAUUCUAAAUCAACAGAACAAAACUCAAUCUUUGUGUACUUAUUCUCGCUUAUAAAAGUUAAUUUAUUACCAAUGGUUUAUAAAUCAGGUAUAGCUGUCGUCAUGCCAGAUCAUAAAAUAUUGCACACACUUGACGCUAGAGGCUGAUUUACAUGAUUUCAUGCUGUAGCAUCCACUUUGGACUUGCAUAAGCUGCCUCGCCUGCAUCUCCCCAGAAAUGUAACCACAUAUCAAAACAAUGCAGACCACAAGCCCUGUGAUUGGUCAGUUUGUAGCAUUAUAUCUCUGCGUUUACUAAAUUAAGUGCAUCACUUGUUUUUUCUUGUAUUUAUUUCUACUCUCCAUUUGCUUCACCAUAACUUAAGUAUAUUUAACAUAUUUUGUAAAUCAGACUCAACCAUCUAAAUCUAUAAAGCAAAGUCAUUAACAUAUAUAACCUUGUUUUAAAACUAAUCAGUGAACAUGUUACUUAUUUCAACACAUACAACAUGGAAAUUGUACAGGCUCUGGAUCUGCCAUAAACCCCGCCUUCCAGGAGUUAAAAUGCAAGAAAAUCUCUGUAAAACCAAACAAAUGAUUUCUGAAAGUCAAAAAACUUUCUUACUUUACCUCUCAAAUAUGUCACUGAGUGUAUAUGAUGAGUUCAGGCACGCUCCUUUCUAAAACCAUUCUGCUCAUCAGUGCAGAUGCUGUCCAAGUUCCAACUAUUCUGUAAGUCGGCUCGUCAAUAUAUCUAAAAACAAUCAAUACAGUGCACUUGAGGGGGCUACUGCUCCCAUAAUUCAGUGGUAUUCUGGGAUCAUUCUUGGAUGAUUUUUGGUACGGGUUUAAUAAUAGAUUUGUACCAUGUUGUUGGAAUUAUACCAUGAUCGAAACAUGUCCAGAAAAGAUUAUAGCUGUUGAAAAUUUUAUACGUGAUAUUGUUAUUGAUUUUUUUGCUUUGGCAGUAAUGGUUGUUUCUAGUUGGCCGGUAAAUCACCUUGAACUCCACACCCACAUGGAAGCUCAGAAGAUAGUGGUGUGAAAGAUGAGGCUUUGUUUUUUUUUCUCUUUUUGGACUCUUAUUUUUGUCAAACCUUCUUCCCUCACAGUUUGCCGAUCCUAAAGAAGUCUAUUACUUUUUGAAACCCAAAUAUAUAUUUUAAAAGGACAGAGAAUAAAAAUCUUAAGAGGAAAAAAGAGGUGCUGGUUGAAACAUGUGAAGACAAAAUGCAGCUUAUUUGAUUGCGGUAAUUCUUUUUUAAUCAUUUCAUGUGUGAAUUUGUGUCCACAGGACGGUGCAGCUUGUUACCAGUGGUUAAUAACAGCGGAGCCAUCUGCAACUCCUGGAAAUUAGACCCCACGACUCUCCGCUUCCCUCUGAAGGGGAUGCUGCCAUAUGACAAGGUAGCAUUGCUUUUAUCAGUAGUUUAAUAUGUUUCCACGUCAUUUGUUUGAAAAGAAAAGAAAUUAAAAGAAAUGAGGAAACACUGGAUUUAGGACUAAAACGAUAAAACCAUAAUGAAAUAUAAUAAAGGGGAUAAAGUUAAAUAAAUUAAACAGUCUUAAAAUCAAACAAUAAAAGAAAGUAAAUAAUGCAGAUUAAAAGAUUAAAACAAAAUUUAACUAAAAGCCAGACUAAAAAGGCAGGUCUUGAGUUUACUUUGAAAAAUAUGAACAGUAGAUGUCGCUCUCAGGUCUGCAGGUAGGCUGUUCCACAAAUGGGAACCAUAAUGUUGGAACGAUGAUUCACCAAAUGUUUUAGUUUUUACUUUGGGAACAAUUAAACAACCACUACCUGAAGACCUGAGGGCUCUACUAGGGUCAUAUGGUAAAAGCAAAUCAGAUAAAUAAGAAGGACCCAGACCGUUAAGAGCUUUAAAAACCUUAAUCAUGUAAACAGUAUUUUAAAUGUGCUGUUUCCAGUUUAGUGGCUUCUCUGUUCACGUUAUAUUAACAUGUCUGUUCUUUGUAUGCAGGACCUCUUUGAGCCACAGACCGGCCUGCUACGUUAUGUCUUAGAGCAGCCAUAUUCGAGAGAAAUGGUGUGCAACAUGUUAGGACUCAAUAAGCAGGUAUGAUCAUCUCUUUUUUCUUUCUGUCUUUGUUCCUCAGCUUCUGUUCCAGGCCCUUCACCUUCCCCCACUUCUCCUUUCCUAUUUAUCCUCCUCGUUGUUUUAUCUUUUGCCACCCUUCUUUCCCCUGCUCCUUCCUCUCCUCCUUUUGCCUCUUGCCUCCUCUCCCUGUCUGUUGUCUCUUUCCUUCCACGGUAAUCCCUUUUUACUUUUUGCCCCCUUCAUAAUUUUUUUUGUUAUUCAGUUGUUUCUCGAUUGUUUACGACUUUUUUUCUUCUGUUAAAUUUCCUAUUUCUCUUCCUCUCUGCCCCAAACAUCCUCCCCCUCCUUUGUUGCCCUGGUAACACAGCUAUAUAAGACCAUAUUGAUAGCAAGCCAAUGCUUUGAGCUUGACCCAUAAUGCACUGGUGUUAGUUUUCCCUGUUGGGUUCAUACAGUUUAAACUCAGCCCAGCUCACUGAGCACCACAGACACAGGUUGACCGGCUCUCAUCAGCCAGAGCUCUCAUUUGGAUAUGAAACGAAUUACCCAGAAUUCACUGGGUUGGCUGAGUUAAUGCUAACUGUGCUGAACUGACAGUGAACAACCUAGCUCCUUAGUCACCACUUUCUCUUUCUGUCUCUCCUUUUUUCCCCCCUCUGUUUCUUUCUCCCCCUUUCUUUGUUUCUCUCUUUUUUGUCCUCUGGUUGUGUUUUUAUUUUAUUUUCUCCCUGCCAUGCGCUCUCUAGACUCUGAACAUUGCCCAGGUAUGUCGUUGUUCCUCUUCUGGUCGCCUUACCUACCAACUAACUAGCCCAUUGGACACUUAGCUUUCUUUGGCACGCCGAUGUUGCAAAAAAAUUGGGAAAUGGACAUUUUUGAAAAAAAGGAGAGAAAAGUUGAGAUGGAAAGAAAAGCUGCAUGGCUUGAGAUGGUCACAGCAGGGCUUUGGAUCAGAAAAUAAAGAGGCUAAUAUGGCCGAAUGAUUAGUGGGCAGGCACACAUGUAAACACAUGAAACUAACUAACUAAAGUUCUUCUUAUUCUUAACUAUUGAAAGAUAAGCAGCAGCAGACUGAUCAAUGGUGUUCAUAGAAUAAUGCCAUAAUUUUUAUUUAUUUUUAUUUUUUUUGUGUGGUUAAAGGUGGGGUAGGCAGGAUCUGAGGAAGCGCCAGUUUUUGGGAGAAAUCUUGAAUGUAAACACUACCCCUCCCGACCAGUUUUCCCCUCAGCUCCUCCUCUCCCCUCCCUCUCUGCUCCAGAAAGCCCCACCCACAAACAGACCCUCCUGCUCGCUCGUAUUGUUCCAAUUAAAUUCAGAUAUAAUGCAGAUAAAUAUUUCAGAUAAUUACAAAUGGAGCCCAGUCAACGUGAGAGUAAAAAGCAUUGGUGCUACUGUAGAUACCAACAGACUACCAGCAAACACAAUGUUUAGUCUGGUCUAUCUCCUUUUUAAGUGCCCGUUAUUCCGCCAGAGUCACUGGUAUUAAGUUUGUUUUCUUGCUUGUGUUGGCAGUCGUGGCCAAAGGAGGAUUCAGACAAUUUUAUGUACUUUCUGGUUGGUUUCUACUGUCCGAUAUUGUAGCACGCUAACUUUGUUCGGGCUUGUGAACGACAGGGGGAAGCAGCGUCUGCCUCACAACCAAUCAGGUUGGGGGAGGUGGAGAAUUGCUUUUGUUUACAGUCAGAAAGAGCGGGCCGCUCAAAAAAUUUAAAAUGUUGACUACACAGACAUAACAAAACACAGCGAUAUCUUUAUAUUACCAAAUGUCAAUAACAACUAAUAGCUAUUAACUGAUAUUAAAAGCCAUGCCCCAAAAAAGAUGCUUCUUUACCGGAUUCCUGCCUACCCCACUUUUAACCCAGUCAGUUUGCUUCACCUGCCCACUUACCGCCAUUUUGAAAGCAGUAGUAUAAACGUAGCAGCAAUAAAAUGAGUCGAUUAAAGCCACAGUUUACCAUAAUUAUCAGUAGAUGUUCAGUAUCACUUAAAUACUUAAGAAAAAAUGAACAGGUUAUAUAUUAUCAGCUGAUCCCAAGAGAGAAAAUCUAUAGUAAGUAACCACUUAUGCUGAUAGAGAGCCAUUAAUGAGGAAUUUCUGUAAUUAGAAAAGCUGUAAUUAGCUUACGUAAUGUAUGUUAAAUAUAUCUGACCUUUUCCAUAUCAAGGUCAACACCCACUCUCCAUUUGUAAUUGAUGACGAGGUGUUUUCAACAGUUACAGAUUUGUGUCUCUGCAGUUCAUCAUGGAGUUAUUAUUCUCUAACACGCUAAUGUAAACCCUGCUGUUGUCAUUUCAAGUCCUGCAGCGCUGCAUGUAUGGAUGUAGUCAGGUCCUUGCAAGGUGUUAGCAAGGUCUCCUCAUUUUUUUUAUGACUCUAUUCUGCUCUCUGUUGGGCUGACCUGGGCAAAGCUACUCUUCUUCAGUUUUGUUAGGUUAAGCCAGCCAGUCGCUAAAGGACUUGUCAGGUGACCUCAAGCAGCCGAACUGAAACGGAAAACUGCUAAAGCCAGUCAGUUCUCUCAAGGAGAACAUAUCAAGAAGUCCAGAGAUCAGUCUCAUCAGUUAUUAGUAUUAUUAUUAUUAUUUAUUUGGCAUUGUUUGUUGAUGAAUCUUCAAAAUUUUCUGAAUGUCAUGUCUUCUGCUCACUUGUUACUGUCAAUCACAAGCAACUUUUGCUGUUUAUAAAUUCAUAUAAAAAAAAAUUGAUGAAGCUCUGCUCAUUUCCCUUUUUUUAUACCCUGUAAAAAGUAAUGCAUUCCUCUACCAAUAAUAUCUCUUCUCCAGGUCACAGAUGAAGAGACAAUUCUAUCAUUACAAAGUCAUGGGGUUGCACUUCCUGUUUCUUUAACUUACCUGUGCACAGAUAUCUUUGACAGUAGAAGACAUGGCAACAUUUGACCUCAAGCUGAUUUAUUUUUGGUGUUUAUUUGUUCACUGAUCAGUGUUUUGCCUGGGUCAGCAGAUGAGUGAUUCUGAUUGGCUGUCUGCCUGUGAACUCUGACCCGUGUUGUGUGUUGUUCUUUAGCUUGGGUUGUUGACUCCUUGUUUUUUUUUCUCUAUCUCGAUUGAUUAAUGGUACUGAUCUUCAUUACAAACUACAUGUAUUUAUUUUUCAAGCUUGAGUGUCGAGGACCUAAAUUUGACGCACAUUUGUCACAACCAAGUCCUACGAGUUAGUAUCGAUUUGGAUAUAACAUUAGCCGCGUUUACAUGGGCACAAAUAAUCGGAAAAAAUGCACAAUCGGGAAUAAAAAUGCGCCAUGUAAACAUGUCGAUCAGAAGAGUCUGCGUCUAAUCAGGAAAUUUGGCAACAGUUAUUAACAUUUCUUUGAAGUUAGGAUCACAGAAUUCUAACUUCAAAAGAAAUGUGAACCUAACUUCAAAGAAAUGUUGACAACUGUUGCCAAACUUCAGAGAGCUGUGAUGCUAAAUGAGAACAGGGGCCACAAGUAGGGAAAUUUUAACCACAUGAAACAGGGACUCUAGUAGUGGAACUGCAGAAGAGUUCAGUCAACACAUCUGAUUCCUGAUCUCUGCAGUUUUUUCUUGAAACAACGUUAAAAGGUUAAUGUGCGACUCCAAAUGGCGUCCAGUCUCUCAGAGUAUUUUUACAGGCUCAUGUAGAUUUUCCUCAACCGGCCAAUCAGCAUCAAACAAGAACAACCACAGGUGGAAAGUGAAGGUUGCCCCAUCACGAAAUCUAGUCUUCCACCUCAUGGAUGGCGUCUGUAGCCGAUGUGUUGAGAUUGAUUGACCCGCCGCUCUGCAGUGUUCACAUUACCUGGUGAUUUCUCCAUAACUCUCUUUUGUAAAAAGAAAAAGAGUAAAAUAAGUACGCAGGGGCGCCAUCUAGUGAUAGCAGGGGCAAACUCCUGAAUUGGAUGGAGUGAGGCGUAAAUACAACUCUUCUUCUGCGGUUGUUUUAGCGAAAUCAGACAACUCUGCGCAUGUCCCAAUGCUUCUAAUCUGAAUAAAACUUGGUGCACGUAUACACACGUCAUGACCGGAUUAUUUGAUUUAAACAGUGGAUUUAGAUUAUUCAAACCCUCAAAUUUUUAAUCGGAUCAAGAAAUUUUGCCCAUGUAAAUGCAGCUAUUGAUUGUACAGACACUGCUGAUCAGUGGUUUGUUUCAUAAUAGCAGUUCUAACUUCUUUAUUGAGUGUUGCAGUUGAGAAAUUAUGUCUGUUAUGAAAAGCUUGAUUAAAUACAUUUCUGUUAAAUUAACACAGAUGUUUUAAGAUUAGUUUGUCUGCAUAAAUGCAUUGGGCAACAUUAUGCUGUUCAAUACUUUAGUUUUUUUUAUGUUCUUUUUGUAAGAUCGGAUGGCUACUGUGAAUAUCAAGCAAUAGUCAAGGCAAGUCUCCUCAUGGAUUUCUGCUCUUGAAGAUGUAGAAAUGCAGGAUUAGGUUGCAGUCUGUGUAAUGUUUCAUUUGAAGAGGGACAAUUCAGGUUUGAUCCCCUCGAAUAUCUUCAAAAUGUUCUUGCUCUGCAUUUGAAAGUGUUGUAAAGUUAACUUUGUCUGCAGUUUAAAUGGAUCGUAGGCAGCCAGUCAAGUGUUUUUUCCUUUUUUCAGUUUAUACAACAUUUGCGAUAGGAUGUUACUCUAAAAAAAUUGGGCUGAUCUUCAGAUACACAAUACCAGAGACAAUGCCUGUGGAUCCUUCUCUUCCCCUCCUUCUUUCUGUUUUAUUUUCCUCCACUUUCUGCCUCUGUGAGAGUGACCGAGCAUGUGUGUGUGAGCAUGUGCGGUGUAUGCGGGUGUGCAUGUUUUGAGGCAGAGGAAGAGAAGCGGCAGUCGGCACCUCGUUGCUCCUCUUCCUCUUCCCGACCACGACAAACCUCCCCACCUCCUCAAACCCGUUUGCCUGCAUGCAGGAUGACAUCGCACCGUUUGGUUUGAUCGAGUGUUCAGUUCUACGCUGUUGUGCUGUUCUGUCUUAAUGUGUUGUGCUGUGUGUGUAUUGUGUUGAAAAGCUCUGUGAAGUUGAACAGUGGUAGAUCCCCACUCCCUCUGCUCUGUCACUAGUGGGUGGGGUUGAGUUUCCCACCUUGGUUGUAAAAAAAGUCUGAUUUUUAUGUUUCCGGUACUUCCAAAAAAAAAAAAAAGGACCUGUGACAGAAAUUGGAGUCAAAAUUCAGUCAUUCUCACUUUGAUCGUGUCUUGUCUACAUCCAUAAAUCCUCUGUCUCUCUGUGCUCCCUCUCAGCCGCUUUUCCCACUCUGUCUUUAUCCCCCUCCCUCCCUCCCUCUAUCCUGCCUUCUUUUUUCCUCCCUCCUUGUCCAGCCUUCUUACCGUUCCUCCAUUAUAUGAUUGUAACACCUCUGCUGAACUUAUUUUAUUUACUCUAACAAUAUUAACAAUGACGAUAUAAUUUGAUUGAUUUACUAUCAUUUCAUAAUCACUAAGGAGUAUGCACAUUUAUCGCCGUUUCUGUUUCCGUGCCGGUGUAAGCCAGUCAGAGUCAGAGGCAGGAAGGAGAUGCUGCCCUGCAUGUGAGAGAUGGGAGGAAGUUUUGAUUGUUGUGUCUAUGUGAGUGCAUAAUAACAUAAAAAUGUGUAUGUGGAGUCAUUUAAUGAUCAUCUUUCCCGCACUCUCUCUCUCCCUCCUCCCGUCUGUCUGUCUGUCUGUCUCCCCUCUCUCUUCCAAUAUUUCCUUCAACCCUCUUUUUUCCGUCCUUAACCACUUUCCCUCCCUUUUCUCUGUUGAACUUCUCUCCUCCUGCCCGUUCCCUCCUUUUGUCCUUUAACACUCCCCUCCUCCUCCUCCUCCUGCCAGCAAAAGCAGCGCUGCCCGGUCCUCGAGGAGCAGCUGGUGGACCUCGUGGUGUACGCCAUGGAGCGCUCCGAGACCGAGGAACACUUUGACGCUGAUAUCGGAGGAACAAGCCAGCUGCUGUGGCAGCACCUCUCCUCCCAGCUUAUAUUCUUUGUGUUGUUUCAGUUUGCGAGCUUCCCACACAUGGUGCUCUCUUUACAUCAAAAGGUAAUAAGGAAGGACGGAGCUAACAAGACGAAUUAUCACGGACAUCUGUGUUAUAUUAUAUUAAAUAUUCAAGCACAUAUGUGUAGACAGGACUGAAUCAGACUUUAUAGGAAGAAAAAAACUAACAGACAUAUUUAUUUUUAUGUCUGUUUUCUUUUUUAUCCUAUCAUUGAGAACAAAACCCAGUAAAAAAAAAAACUGAGUAUCUGUUAACAGGGUUCCUACACAAGUGUGAAAAGUAUGGAAAUAAAUUUGAUCAAUUUCCAGGUCUUAAAAACUAUGGAAAAUGAAAAAUAAAGUAUGGAAAAAUAUUUAUGUUUCCAGACUAUUACCACAGUUCUAAAAUACUGUUUUCUAAAAUAGAAAAGUAGGUAUUUCCCAAAAUAAUUCUAAAAAAUAGGGUAUGGAAAAGUAUGGAAAUUCCAACUGUGUCAGAAUCUUGUAUUAAACAAGCUUGCAGCAUAUUUAAGUAUAUCAUUUUGAAUUAGUGGUAUUUAAAUGAGGCCACAAAUCCAUGUCAGAAAGACGUAAAAAACAAGGGUUAGAGUAAUAUGCUGAUCAAAAAUCAUAUGCUGGGAUCCAUGUAAGGAAUAACUCUUAGUCUCUGGGAAAUGCAGGUAUAACUAAGUCAGAUAAAAGACAUAGAUGAUGUAGUAGAAUCCAAGAAUUUUUAAAAAUACUUUAAAUAUAAUAAUGAUAUGUGAUCAGUUGAUACAUGUUGCUGAGUGUUUAUUCAUCUCUCUUCCUUUCUCUCUCUCCAAAGCUUGCAGGCAGAGGUCUCAUCAAAGGCAGAGACCACCUGAUGUGGGUCUUGUUGCAGUUCAUAUCGGGAAGCAUUCAGAAGAACGCCUUAGCCGACUUUCUUCCCGUCAUGAAGCUCUUUGACCUGCUGUACCCAGAAAAAGAGGUUCACAUUUAAACCUUCAUUUUUACAACCUUAAUUACAAAUAAGUUGGGACACUGUGUGAGAUGUUGAAAAAUGUCAGACCUGAUGCUUUGCAUGUAGAUUAAACUCUAUAUUGAAUUCAAGAUAGUGCAAAGAUAUGUGCUGAAACUAAGAGAUUUUAAAGUGUCAUGAAAAUUAAAUCAAAUUCGGUGGUAGCAACAGGUUUAAAAAAUAUUAGGACAGUGACAAAACAACACUAAAAAAGUUUAAUAAUGCUAAAAACACACACCGAGAAGAACAUGAACCUUCAAAUUAAGGUAAUCUGUAAUAGGUUAGUCACAUGACCGGGAAUAAAAAGGAUUUUUUUUUUUAAUGUCUGGGCCUCUCAUCGAAUUUCCACUCAAGGAUAAACAAAGUUCUUCUUAUCUUAUUUUAUCAGAGGUAAAAAUCAGAAGAGGUUCACCACUUUGUGAGAGUCUACAUAGGUAAAUAUGUAUAGUCGAUUACAGGAUGAAGUCCUCGGUGUAAAAAUGCAAAAUCGGGGGAAAUUUUUUAUCUACAAAACCCAAAAAAAAACAUUUAGAAAAGGUGAAGAAAUCUCUGUAUUAAAGGGACAAGGUCAGCAGUGCUUUAAAACAGACAAGACUCUGUAGUGGAAAUCACUGCAUGAGCUUAAAACCACAUCCAACAUCCAACACAGAUCACCACCUCUCUGCAAAUGAGGAGAUCGACCAUCUAGCUUGUCAUCACAGUGCAGUUGUUGGAGUUUUUCACUAUUUUUGUUUCUAAUAUUAGUUGAUUUAUUUUUGGUUUUAGUGAGAGUUUCAGAGGUAAAGGUGCUAAUGCAUUAAAAACAACUCAUCUGAUCGUAUGACAAUGUAUGACAUACUCGGUUUUCCUUCCCACUUCAGUGUAUUCCAGUUCCUGACAUUAACAAACCUCAGUCCACUCAUUCAUUCGCCAUGACCUGCAUCUGGAUCCACCUGAACCGCAAAGCUCAUAAUGACAACUCCAAACUGCAGAUACCCAUACCACACUCCCUGAAACUGCACCACGAGUAUGUAUAUUUAAGAAACACUAUCCACUUUAAAGUCAUUCAAAGGCAUUACUCUGUCCUUGAUUUAGUACAAUAUCCUUCUUCUUCUCUCAGGUUUCUCCAGCAGUCCCUGCGUAAUAAGACUCUGGGCAUGUCCGACUACAAGAUCGCUCUGCUCUGUAACGCCUACAGCACCAACUCUGAGUGCUUCACUCUUCCAAUGGGCGUCCUGGUGGAGACCAUCUACGGAAACGGAUCGAUGAGGAUCAACCUACCUGGCACCAACUCCACCGCGUCAGGAUCUGUGACUCCGUUGCCCAUGAACCUGCUGGAUUCACUCACAGUGCACGCGAAGAUGAGGUGAGGGACAAAAAAAGAUGUGCAGAGGAAUAAAUAUUAAGAGGAAGAGAAUUAUACCAAGCUCUGAAGCUGACUUUACACCUGUGAAUUUCACAGUCUUUAAUGAGUAGGGCAGGAGAAAAGAGGGCCAAACUUACAAAGAUUCACCUCAAAAAAGUGUUGUUUAUUGAUUAUUUCUAUCUAAUAAAGUGAAAAUCAGUUUACAUAAAUAUCAACCAUUGGCUUUUUAAACAGAGGCUUUCAUACUCAAGCAAACUGGAACAUAAAUAUACAGUUUCAGUAAAUAUAGGUUUUAUUUGGACAGAUAAAAUGAGGAAACUAAGUGUUAACAAUAAUUAUUCAUCGGUCAGCAGGAAGUAGAUAUUGUUGUCGCACUCAGUGACUACCAUCCCACUAUAACUGUGAAGUUUGUGACAGCUCUUGAAAGAUUUCAGUCAGCUAUGACUACUUUGUGUUUUGCAAACCACCAUAUGUUUCUCUAUUCGCUUGGUUUAAAGCCAAAAAGCUUCAAACAGAAGGAAACCCGUAAUGAUUCACAAAGAUCUCUAAAUAGAUUUCAGGUCGAAGAAAAGUUGGUCUGCAGAAUAAACUGAGUGUCUGUGUUCUUCCACGUCCCUGUCUGUUUGCCUGCUCGCCUUCAGUCUGAUUCACAGUAUCGCCACGCGGGUUAUAAAGCUGGCCAGCACCAAAUCCACCUUGGCUUUGGCGCCUGCGCUGGUAGAAACCUACAGCAGACUGUUGGUCUACAUGGAGAUCGAGUCACUGGGCAUCAAAGGAUUCAUCAGUGAGUCAGAGACUAAGCGCUUACUCUGUGUGCUCAGUAUUCCUCAUGAUGUAAAGCUAUUUUCGUCAUCAUCAUCAUAUUACUCCUGCGUAUUUGUUUGACAUCAGUUUGUCUGACGAGCCGAGUAAAGCGUCUCUGUCUCUGUGUCUGUUCAGGCCAGCUGUUGCCCAACGUGUUCAAGUCUCACGCGUGGGGAAUCCUUCACACCUUACUGGAGAUGUUCAGCCACAGGAUGCACCACAUCCAGCCGCACUACAGAGUCCAGCUGCUGAGUCAUCUGCACAGCCUGGCUGCUGUACCCCAGACCAACCAGAACCAGCUCCACCUGUGGUAAAAUUAACGCACAUAAUUACACAUUGUAUAUUCAACACAGUCACUACUAGAUUACUGAGAAAAAAAAAAGUCAAACCUCAGGUAUUACCGCAAUGUCUUUGUUAUAAACAUUUAAACAUAGACGUAUGAGCCAUAACUUGAUUUGAAGGGUAAUGCUCCUCCAGGUCACUAGGGGGCAGCCAAGAGUGAUUUUGGUGGCAGCUGAGACUUGCCACAGGCGUUUUGAGUUUAUUGCACGUUGUGUCAAUGUUGCUGCUGGGAAAGCAAACAGUUUUUGACCGUGCUCUGAUUUACAAUGACAGUUUUUUAUUUAAGGUUUAUGUUUAUAAUUGUUAACCUCUGCUUAAUGGAAGUGAUAAACAAUACAAAACUGCAGUAAGAGAAUCAAACGCAUCAUAACUGUAAAAGGACCAGACUAAGUUAUCUUCAUUGAGUAAACUUAUUGUUUAUUGUUGCUCAUUUCAGUUGUUCUAUUUUAUCAUUACUAUCAUGAUAACUUUAUUAUUUUAUUAUUUAUUUUAUCAUUUCUGUUGUUCUAUUUCAUUUUUACUUUAUUUAUUUAUAUUUAUUUUAUCAUUUCUGUUCUAUUUUAUCAUAACUAUAAUUAUCAUAAUGACUUUGUUAUUAUUUUAUUAUUUAUUUUAUAAUUUCUGUUGUUCUAUUUUAUCAUUACUAUUAUUAUCAUUAUUACUUUGUUAUUAUUUUAUUAUCAUUAUUAUUUUGUCAUUUAAAUUUACUAUCCUGUUUUCUGCUUUCAUCCCCCCUUUUAAUUGCAUUUCAUUUUCCUUACCUAUUUUAUGUUUUUAUUUUGGUCCUCAUGAUCUCAUUUUAUGUUGCAGGGUUCUUGUAUUGUUUGGGUUUCUUAUAAUGUAUGAAAAUGGCCUUCAAUUCCAUUUUAACUGAGCUUUUUGUUUUUAUCUGUCUUUAUUUCCAUUUGCUUUUCGACUAUUUGUCAAAGCACUCUGUAAACUUCUGUUUUCAAAAUUGCUAUAAAAAUAAAAUUAUUAUCAUUAUUAUUAUUGCUACACAUUCAAACAAUAGGCCCAUUAGAAGCCAGUAUAAGACUUGUCACUAAAAUAGAUAUUUUCAACAAAUAUAAUAAAAAUACCAUAACCAGAAUCAGCACCUCACACACAUUAUCAUGGUUUGCUUCUUCUUCUUUUCUCUUUCAUCAGUGUGGAAAGCACAGCUCUGCGGUUGAUCACAGCUUUGGGGAGCUCAGAGGUGCAGCCCCAGUUCACCCGCUUCCUCAGUGACCCGAAGACGGUUCUGUCGGCUGAGUCUGAAGAGCUGAACCGUGCACUGAUCCUCACCCUCGCCAGAGCCACACACGUCACCGGUAAAAUGAUCAAGAUUGAUCUUUGUCGAUUUCGUUAUGCUCUCUGUCCUUCUUUGCUACUAUCUGUCAUGUUUUCUCUGUCUUUAUUAUGAUGUUUACUUGUAUGUAUUUUUUAGAUUUUUUCACAGGAUCUGACUCCAUCCACGGUACCUGGUGUAAAGAAAUCCUCCAGACCAUCAUGAACUUCACCCCUCAUAACUGGGCCUUACACACACUGUCCUGCUUCCCCGCCCCCCUACAGGUGUAUUCAAGCUUCAAAUAGCUGAGCGAAACUUUAUUGGUUCUCUUGUACUCGUAAUAACUUCAGUCUCUCUUUCACUCUCAGGCGUUCUUCAGGCAGAACAACGUUCCUCAGGAGUCUCGUUUCAACCUGAAGAAGAACGUGGAAGAGGAGUACAGGAAGUGGAAGUCCAUGACCAAUGAGAACGACAUCAUUACACACUUCUCCAUGCAGGGCUCUCCCCCACUCUUCCUCUGUCUGCUGUGGAAAAUGCUCCUGGAGACAGACCACAUCAACCAAAUCGGCUUCAGGUUUGCUGCUUUGUUUUCUUUACAGAUUAACUUUUAAAGAGUUUACACAUGAAUCAGCUUUAUUUACCGAACUCUGUGCAUAACAACAGCAGAUAGGACCAUUAAAGGAAUAUUCCGGUGUAAAAUUAAGUUAGACCGCUUACUUCUCUAGUUUUACCAACUUUAGUAACAACUGCACAAUAGCAACAAAAACACCACUCUAUAGCCACCAAUAAUGCUCAGAACAGCACCUAACUUCAUCAACAGUACAUAUAGGGUCCUAGCCAUAGCACUAACCAUCAAACAUCUUCUUAGCUUUGCCUGAUUUCUUUAGAAAAGAGACUAAACACAACUCACCUACUCUCUUCCAGCAGCCACUUGUUAGUAGCAAGACCUCAGGCGAGUCCAUCGACCGUCUGUGGGGUGACGCAGCUCAAGGAAGAACAUUUAUGAUUCAUAUGAUGAUUGAUACUUCAAGGAAAUGAUAAAGUAAUGAUCAUAAAUGUUCUUCCUUGAGCUGCGAAACUCCGCAGCAUUCCAUGAACAACACCUGAACUUACCUGAUCCACUGCAGAGUCUUUGAACGAUAAUAAGAGGGAUAACUAAUAUCUCGGUUUUGCGUCCUUCAGGGUCCUGGACCGCAUUGGAGCUCGUGCGCUUGUGGCUCAUGUGCGCACGUUUGCAGACUUCCUGGUCUACGAAUUCUCCACAUCUGCAGGUGGACCUCAGCUCAACAAGAACAUUGAAAUGCUGAACGACAUGGUCUGGAAACACAACAUAGUCACCCUGGACAGACUCAUCUUGUGCCUGGUGAGUAGGAAGUUUCCACAUCACUAAGGUGUCAGCCAUUCAUGAAGUCCGUGCCUCUGAGUUUCCUCCUCCUCCUCCUCCUCUCUAGGCGAUGCGCAGCCACGAGAACAACGAGGCCCAGGUUUGUUAUUUCAUCAUCCAGCUGCUGCUGCUGAAACCAAACGACUUCAGAAACAGAGUGAACGAUUUUGUGAAGGAGAACGCACCUGAGCACUGGCUGCAGAGUGACUGGCACAACAAGCACAUGAGCUACCACAAGGUACACAGUCUGUCUGAAACAGUGAAGCAAAAAGAAAAAAACACAAGUCUGAAGACCGUCUUCUUUUGAUUUUAAUGAUUAUCAUCCUGUUACCAGAAAUACCCAGAGAAGCUGUACUUUGAAGGACUCGCAGACCAAGUUAACCCUCCCAUGCAGCUCCAGCCUCAGUACCUGCCCAUCUACUUUGGGAAUGUGUGCCUUCGAUUCCUGCCCGUCUUUGACAUCGUCAUCCACCGCUUCCUGGAGCUCAUCCCCGUCUCCAAGUCUCUGGAGACGCUGCUGGACCACCUGGGAGGGCUGUACAAGUUCCACGGUGAGUGAGGUCGCCUCGGGAUGAGAUCACGUGGAGUAGAGAAAGAAAUUCUAGUAAGUGCAUGGAUGAAAGGAGCGUGUGAAUGUGAUGUUUGUUCAACAAUCAGAAAAUUUACAUGACACUGGAGAAAACUGAAUUAUUGAUUUACUUGGAUUAUGCCGCCGUAAUUCUGGAACAAAAACACCAGAGAAGAGUGGAAUAGCGUGCACCUCAUCUGCAGAAAAACUAGCGCGUACAUCAUCUACGACAAAAACAACGAUGUACUAUGCUCCAUCUUCUUGCUUGAAAAUUCCCAGCAGCAGUUGUUGCCACUUCUGACGUCUGGCAUGGACCUGCUGUUGUUGUUGACAGUUGUACAGGGUCGGAAAAAGCACAGCUGACAAGACCCAUAUCGCCCCCUAGUUUUGGGGAGGAGGACACGUUCACGACUAUAAUUCAAUUUUCUCAGCUGCAUGUAAACGCGGACAAGGAGAGAAGUCCGACUUGGCGAAAAAACGAAUUACGAGCUUAGUCCGAUUAUCUGUGCAUGUAAACUCACAGACUAAUUGAUGUGUUCUUUUGCAGAUCGCCCAGUCACCUACCUCUACAACACCCUUCACUAUUAUGAGCGACACCUGAGAGACAGAACCAACCUGAAGAGGAAACUGGUCCAUGUGAUCAUGUCUGCACUGAAGGUGAGCAAAGGAAAGGAUUGUUCAUGAAAACCUGUUGUUCUUUGUCUCUCUCUUUUUCUUCGUAGAAUCUUCCAACAUUUAAUGAAUUUGUUUUAUAGGACAACCGCACACCGGGUUGGUGCCUCAGCGAGACCUACCUGAAGUUUGGCAUGAACCCCAGAGAGGACAAUGUGUGGCUCCCUGAUGACACAUACUACUGCAAGCUCAUUGGACGUCUGGUGGACAAUAUCCUUCCUUUAUGUUCUCUCUGUCAGCAGACAGGUUUAUCACUGAUCUCUAACUGACCCUUAUACUCGCUCAUGAAAAGAUGUGGGCCUCUUGGGAGCCUACAAUAUAAUUACCUCACUGCCAAUCUGCUGCUCUACAUCUACAAGUCUUUGCUGCAAAGGCGGAUUACGAUUGAUUUUCCAUAAGUCAGACUCAUUUAUUUAAUCUAAGAUGAUUAUUUCUCAGCAAGUGUUACUUUUACAGCAGAGAAGUGUUCAUAAAACAUCGAGAUAAAAGUCUUCCUUAAUUGACUCUCCUUCACCUAUGGCUGGCAAGUCCCCCGGUCCUUUCCCCAACUGUGACUGGAGGUUCAAUGAGUUCCCCAACCCAGCAGCUCACGCCCUGCACGUCACCUGUGUGGAGCUCAUGGCUUUGGCUGUGCCCGGGAAAGAUGUGGGCAACGCUCUGCUCAACGUCGUGUUGAAGAGGUCAGAACAAAAAAAGAGAGUAAAAGUUUGCUUGUCGUACGAUUAUUUUGAACAUUUAGCAUUUUCUAAGUUUGUCUAAUGUUCAGGUGUAUAUAUUUGGAUGAUUUUUCUGCGAAAUAGGGUAAGGGCCACACGAAGAGAGAAAAAAAUUACAGGAAGGAGAUUAAAGUUGUAAUUUGUGAAUAAUAUUAAAAUUUCAAAAUGAAAAAAAGAAAUUUAUGUCAAAAAAGUCGAAAUGUCCAGAUUAAAAAUUGAAAAAAUUGAAAGAUUUUGACUUCGAGAUCAAAGUCAAAAUUUUGAGAUUACGAAACGUUGUGAUUAAUGUCGAAAUUUCAAGAUCAAAAAAGUUAACAUUUUGAUAUUGAAGUCAAAAUUUCAAAGAUAACAAAAUGUCAUGAAUAAUGUCGAAAUUUUAAGACUAAAAAAACUUAAAUUUUGACAUUAAAGUUAAAAUUUCAAGAUCAUGAAAUGUUCUGAAUAAUGUCAAAAUUUCAAGAAUAAUAAAGUUAAAAUUUUGACAUUAAAGUCAAAAAUUCAAGAUUACAAAAUGUUGUGAAUAAUGUCAAAAUUUCAGGACUAAAAAUGUAAAAUUUUAACAUUCAUGUCAAAAUUUCAUGAUCACGAAACAAAAAAUUUCAAGAUCAUGAAAUGUCGUGAAUAAUGUCGAAAUUUCAAGAUCAAAAGAAUUAAAAUUGUGACAUUAAAGUUAAAAUUUCCGGACUACAAAAUGUGAAUAAUGUCGAAAUUUAAAGUUAAAAAAAUUGAAAUUUUAACAUUAGAGUCGACAUGAAUGAGGUUGAUUUCGGCUUUUUAAAAUUUUGACUUUAAUCUCAAAAUUCUGACUUUAAUCUCGAAAUGGAAAUUAAAAAAAUCUCCCUCAUGUAGUUAUUUUAUUCUCUUCUCUUUUAUAGUUUUCUAGUGAUAUGUGGGAUUGAUGUGAAUUAUUAAUGAGUCAGAUUCAUUCUUUACUUUGCAGCCAACCUCUGGUACCCCGAGAGAACAUCACAGCCUGGAUGAAUGCCAUUGGACUUGUGAUAACUGCUCUUCCUGUAAGUAAGAAAAAAACAAAUCACAGCUGUUUACUUUUUCAUGAAUUCUCAGUAUGUUUUUUUUUCCCUUCCAUUUCCUCUCUUUCAGGAGCCCUACUGGAUCGUCCUCCAUGACCGCAUCGUCUCGGUUAUCAGCUCCCCAGCGCUGACAUCAGAGACUGAGUGGGUGGGUUACCCCUUCGCCCUGCUCGACUUCACAGCGUGUCACCAGAGCUACAGUGAAAUGAACUGCAGUUACGUGCUCGCGCUAGCACAUGCUGUGUGGCAUCACUCAUCCAUCGGACAGCUGUCUCUCAUUCCCAAGUGAGGAAGUCUAAACUCUGUUUUUCUACUCAGUUCAGUAAAUCUUUGAUAAAUUGAUAUUCACUGUUUGUGUGUGUGUGUGUGUCUGUGUGCAGAUUCCUGUCAGAGACGUUGAAACCUGUCGUUCAAACUGAGUUCCAGCUGCUCUACGUGUAUCACCUGGUCGGGCCGUUCCUGCAGCGCUUCCAGCAAGAGAGGACACGAUGCAUGUUGGAGGUACAGGCCUCAGAAAACCAUUCUUUUACACUUAUCACAGUUUAUCAUGAUACUAUAUUAAAAAUGACAGUGACACAAAAAAUAAAAAUCCUAGCUUAUCAGGCAUCUAUUUAACAGCCUGGCCAUCUUACAGGAUUCAUGAAAUAACAUUAGAUUUAUAUAUUAUCAUCUAAAAGCAAUGAAGUGAUUUACGAAUGAGUAUGUGUUAUCUUAGAUUCAAUUCCACUAAUUAUCAUCACACUCUUUCCCCUCAUUUUAUUUAAAAAAAAUGAAAAAAACCAGCCUGAAAUUUGAGAGAAACUGAAUGAUGUACCAUGUAAUUCAAAAUUUCUUUAAACUUUAAGUUUUGCAUCAAGUUUAUAUGAAGCUUUUGUUGGUUUGUUGCAGAUCGGUGUUGCUUUCUAUGAGAUGCUCCAGGCCGUGGACCAACACUGCCAACACCUCAGCUACAUGGACCCGAUCUGUGACUUCCUCUACCACAUCAAAUACAUGUACACUGGAGACAGCGUGAAGGAUCAGGUGAGGUUAAAUGUUAGUUUAAUAAACUAUGACCAAAUAGAUUUUUGAUUGGGCAUCUGUGUUAAUACAUGCAGCCAUAUUAUGACAACAGUGUCAACAAAUAAUGAAUAACAAUAUAAAGAAGUUGACUUGCAGGCAGGAGAUCCCUUAACUGAACUUUUCACAGUGAAGCAGGACAAAAAAGGGUUUGAAAAAAUCAGUGUUACCAAUGUAUUCUUUCCAAGUGAGUGUGUGCGGUCCAUCUGUGCAACAGCAUUUCUAAACCACAAUAAACAGCAACCGUACAAUAUCAAGCUGAAGGAGACUAAAAGUGACGACAAGCGGAGACCUUCGUGACCCAGCCUUCAAGUGAGAUGACAUCUGCGGACCCACAGCUCCUCAGGAGACAGUUUUUAUUUUUCCAGUUUCCAUUUUUAGUCUGAAUCUGUCACCCCCUCCUGCAUGCCGAGAAGACUCUCCCCUCCAGUCUCCAGAGCUGACACCAGAGUUAAUUAGAGGAGAUGAAGCUGAAGCUCCACUUUACACUUGAGGCUACUCUAGUGUACUUACAUAUAAGUCAUUAAGUCAUUAAUUUGAUUGAAAGGAGAGCAUUGUCUGUCAUAUUAAUUGUGGAUACAAGAGAUGUUACGUAAAUAAAAGCAAACCAUGUGGACAGAGUUUUUACACUGUGCUAUAUUUACAUUCCUACCUCAGAACCCUAAACUACUCAGCACAGAAUUAUGUCUGAUUCUGGACUUUUCAGGACACUGUUUCUGCUUCUUCAGUCUCUGUAUUUUUGUCUUUUUUAUUUCUUCAGGUGGAGAAAAUCAUCAUGACUCUGCGCCCGGCUAUGAAGCUGCGUCUGCGCUUUAUUACUCACAGCAGCAUGAUAGAGACUUCAUCAUCUGCUGCCACCUCCGCUGCAGCUGCAGCCGCAGCCGCAGCUGCCGCUUCCUCCGCCACAGCUUCCUCCUCCUCCUCCACCCCUCAGCCCACCACCUCCUCGCUGUCAGCGCCGUCUGCCGCCGCUUCGCCUUCCUCCGCUCAGCACGCACACACCCCCAUGUAAUAAUAAAGGUGGACUUGAGAAAUGGACUUUCACCACAGACUCAAUUGUUUGAAGUUUUUUUAAACAUUUUUUGGGAGUUUUUCUCUCUUUGGCUCGGAUUUUUCUCAAAGUAGGACAAGUUGUUUUGUUCUCACAAAACAAGAAACCUUGGAGAGCUGACCACAUUCCCAAACAGGAUUUUAGUUCGGAAGUGUGUAAAAACUCAACUUUCAAAUUCUCAGCUUGUCCUGAACUGAAAAAACAGGCUGAUUUUGCUGUGAGGCUCUAAAACCUGAAACACACCGCUCAGAGGAAGUGUUUGUAGAAAAAAAAAGGGUCUUUCAAGGGAAAAACAGACCUAUAUAUAACUGUUCAUUAGCACUGUCUCCAUUCAGAAAGGUCAGAAAGACAACAAUUCUGCGUAGUAUCAUAGUAUGUUUUUUUUAUUUCGCUGUUUGUACUCACUUUGAAUACUGUACAUUGUAUUACUUCAUUAAAAAAAGAUUUUGGUAAUCUGG
Molecule: messenger RNA, 23042 nt
Organism: Xyrichtys novacula (pearly razorfish)
Lineage: Eukaryota; Metazoa; Chordata; Actinopteri; Labriformes; Labridae
Source: the annotation of a GenBank genome assembly